This is a messenger RNA of Aureobasidium pullulans EXF-150, 1395 nucleotides long. RefSeq lists its product as uncharacterized. Lineage: Eukaryota; Fungi; Ascomycota; Dothideomycetes; Dothideales; Saccotheciaceae. Bases 290 to 1285 code for a protein of 331 amino acids. The record is from RefSeq and is a predicted model, not a curated record. Gene Ontology annotation, cellular component: mitochondrion. Gene Ontology annotation, biological process: L-valine catabolic process. Gene Ontology annotation, molecular function: NAD binding; 3-hydroxyisobutyrate dehydrogenase activity; NADP binding. The transcript has 3 exons.
CCUCCGAUGAAAUGAUUCCACCGAUUCUUUGCAGCCUUGCUGCCGACUUUGAUGCCCCAGAAAAGAUGAGGCUGGUGUUCUGUCCACCCACUUUCCCCUCUUUCCCAUCUCCGCAAGCCCCGGAUAUCCGUGGCACCUUCUUCUUCCUCGGUUGCCGAAGCCGAUCUUCGUUUGCUGUGUGCCUGAUGAUGCGCAGUAUUAUCUGCUGAUAAGAAAAGGUCGACAUGCUGUUCCUGACAAUCUUCUUGUCUUUUGUAACUCGCAAUCGUGUUGAUCCAAUCACUACAACAUGAAUGCUUUGAGGCGUCAAGUUUAUGCUGUGAAUGCACCGAUACAACGAUGCUUCUCCACGUCAAGUCAGAGGCACGCGACCUAUGGCUUUAUCGGAUUGGGUCAGAUGGGCUAUCGUAUGGCUCAAAACCUAAGAGCCAAGCUGCCCAGUUCCGACAAAUUGAUCAUUCAUGAUGUGAACAGCGAAGCAACGUCGAGAUUCGCAAAGGAGAACUCAAAUGUAGAAGUCGCUGAAGAUGUCAGAGAUGUCGCAGAAAAAUCAGAAACAAUCAUCACAGCACUCCCAGGACCAUCUCAUGUACAAAACGUUUUCAAAUCAAUGCUCAAACCACCAACACUCCUCCGUGACGGCGUGGACCAAGAACGUCUCUUCAUCGACUGCUCAACCAUCGACCCCCUCUCCUCCGCAGACGUCGCCAACGCAGCCCACUCAACCGGCCAAGGCAAAUUCAUCGACGCCCCAAUGUCUGGCGGUAUUGUAGGUGCCCAAGCAGGCAAACUCACCUUUAUGAUCGGGGCACCAUCAGAACUCGUCGACCGCGCCACUGAAGUUCUGCUGAUGAUGGGAAAGCGUGUAAUUCACCUCGGACCUCAAACUUCUGGCUUGAAAGGAAAACUGGCGAAUAACUACCUUCUCGCUCUUAACAACAUCGCUACCGCAGAAGCCAUGAAUAUGGGUGUCAAGUGGGGAUUGAAUGCUUCCGCACUGGCUGACAUGAUCAACACGAGUACUGGAAAGUGUUGGCCCAGUGAAGUCAACAACCCCGUUCCUGGUGUUCUCCCUGAUGCUCCCGCUAGUAAGGAGUAUGCAGGUGGCUUUGGCACGGCACUGAUGAACAAGGAUUUGAAGCUGGCCAUGCAUGCUGCUCAGCAAUUCGGCAUUGAACCUCGUCUUGGACCCAUGGCUGCUUCCAUUUACGCCGCGAUAGAGGGUAACCCAAAGUACAAGGGCAAGGACUUUUCGGUGGUUUACAAGUACCUUUGCGGAGAGUAGACGGAAUUGAUAGCGAUUGUGUUUCAAGGAGUCGAGCGUGCUUUCAUAUGCUAGAUAUGUAGACUUUCAGGGGUCGUCUUUUGCAGGUGCUGGUCACCAAUAUCACUUGC